Messenger RNA from Neofelis nebulosa (Clouded leopard), 7965 nucleotides. RefSeq names its product collagen type XXVII alpha 1 chain (gene COL27A1). Lineage: Eukaryota; Metazoa; Chordata; Mammalia; Carnivora; Felidae. The transcript has 62 exons. The record is from RefSeq and is a predicted model, not a curated record. The coding region runs from base 489 to 6113 and encodes 1874 amino acids. Gene Ontology annotation, molecular function: extracellular matrix structural constituent.
UCGGCGCGGGGAGGAGAGAAGGUGGAGAGCCACCGCGGGCCGAGACUUUAAAUCGCCUUCAUUUCCCCCAAAUCCUUCCUUUUCCUCUCCUCCCCCAGGCCGGCGGGGAGGCAGCUUCCACCGCCCUCCGCGCGCCCUCGCCCGGCCUCGCUCUGCCUCCGGGGACCGCCAGCAGCCCGCCUCCAAAAGUUUGAUCAUCUCUCUUUUUCCCCCUGCUUCUUCUUCCUUUUCGGUAGAAGCAGAAAAAGAGCGAGGCAGGGGCGAGCGCGGCGCCGGGACUCCUGGGACCAUGGGCCUGGCGCGGGCGCCCGCGGGGCCCCGGCCGCGCUGCCUGCCUGCUCGGGCGCCCCUGGGCGCGGGGCUGCGCUGGGGGCGCGGGGGCCGCGCGCUCUGAGCCGGCCUGGCGCGGCGGGGCGGGGGGCUGGCGGCCCCAUGGGGCGCGCCCACACUUGCCCCCCGGGCUCGGGAGCAUGAAGUAGGGGCCCGCCAUGGGAGCGGGAUCGGCGCGGGGGGCCCGAGGCACAGCGGCGGCGGCGGCGGCGGCGCGCGGGGGGGGGUUUCUCUUCACCUGGAUCUUAGUGUCAUUUGUCUGUCACCUGGCCUCCACCCAAGGAGCUCCUGAAGAUGUGGACGUCCUCCAGCGGCUUGGCCUCAGCUGGACAAAGGCAGGGGGUGGCCGGAGCCCCCCGCCCCCGGGGGUCAUUCCAUUCCAAUCAGGCUUCAUCUUCACGCAGCGGACCCGGCUCCAGACCCCCACAGCCACCGUCAUUCCCGCCUCCCUGGGCACAGAGCUGGCUCUGGUGCUGAGCCUCUGCUCCCACCGGGUGAACCAUGCCUUCCUCUUCGCCGUCCGCAGCCGGAAACACAAGCUGCAGCUGGGCCUGCAGUUUCUCCCCGGCAAGACGGUCCUCCACCUGGGGCCCCGGCGCUCGGUGGCCUUUGACCUCGACGUGCAUGACGGGCGCUGGCAUCACCUAGCUCUGGAGCUCCGCGGCCGCACCGUCACCCUGGUGACGGCCUGCGGGCAGCACCGGGUGCCUGUCCCGCUGCCUUUCCACAAGGACCCAGCACUCGACCCCGAGGGCUCCUUCCUCUUUGGGAAGAUGAACCCACACGCGGUCCAGUUUGAAGGUGCCCUGUGCCAGUUCAGUAUCUACCCUGUGACGCAGGUCGCUCGCAAUUACUGUACCCACCUGAGAAAGCAGUGUGGACAGGCCGACACAUACCGGCCCCAGCUGGGACCCCUCCUUCCCCGAGACCCUGGCACAACCUUCAGCUUCCAGACCGACCUUGCCCUGCGAGGCCUGGAGAACCUGACCACUGCCGCACCAGCCCUGGGGUUGCGGCCAGCAAGCAGGGAUCCCAGGGGGACUGUGGUGCCUGCCACACCCACCAAGCCCCUAAGGACUAGCAUCACAGACCCUCACCAGCGUGCUGCAGCCAGGGGCCCAGCACGGACCCCGCUGCCACCUGCCAAGCUGUCAGCCAGUGAAGUGCUUCCUCCCGUGCCCCCAGCCUCUCGUGCCGCCUCCACCACACCUGUCCAGCCAUUGCAGAAGAGCACGGCCACCGGGAGCCCCAGACGUCAUCCGGCUAGGCCUUCAGCCACUCCUCCUUCCACAGGCCCUGUCAAAAACCCCCGCCCCACGCAGAAGGCAGCUCGGCCUUCCUUCACAAAGUCAGCCCCCCCCACCAAGAAGCCUGUGCCAUCCACUUCCCACCCACUUCCUGCCAAAGCCUCCCGACCCUCCGUGAGGCCGAUCCAGAGGACCCCUGUAACGCCCAGACCUCCGCUACCCGGCGCUUGGCCCCUACUUCUGGCCACUGGAUCCUCCAAAACGCCUUUCUCCCCAGUGGGCCAGAAUGAGGCCAAGAUGAGCCGUCAUGCCAGUGAGCCAGCCACUGCCCACACCAGCACCCUCAGACAACCUCAACCCACUGUUCUGUCCCUGUCACCUGUCCCCCGUCCUGACUCUACCGGGACCACUCCACCACCAGCCACAUCGUUGCCGCCCACCCUUGCUCCUGGCUCAGGCCCCACCAGAACCAAGAAACCCUCUGGAUCAGAAGCCACAAGGAAAGCCAGACCCAAGAGCAACCCCUGGAAGCCCGUCCCCCUCAGACCUGGGAAGGCAGCCAGGGAUGUCCCGUUGAAUGAUCCGACAAACCGGCCCAGCCCCAGACAGUCCCGGCCCAGCCAGCCUACCACCUCGGCCCUGGCAUUUGCCCCAGCGCGAUUCCUGUCCUCCAGUCCCUGGCCUACAAGUCACAGCUAUUCGUUCUUCCACCUGGCGGGACCCACGCCUUUCCCAUUGCUGAUGGGACCUCCAGGGCCCAAGGGAGACUGCGGUUUGCCGGGUCCCCCUGGGCUGCCUGGGCUCCCUGGACCCCCUGGUGCACGGGGGCCUCGGGGUCCUCCUGGGCCUUAUGGAAACCCAGGCCUCCCCGGCCCUCCUGGAGCCAAAGGACAGAAAGGGGACCCAGGGCUCUCACCAGGAAAGGCCCACGAUGGGGCAAAGGGCGACGUGGGCUUGCCUGGGCUCUCUGGGAAUCCAGGACCUCUUGGACGAAAGGGACACAAGGGCUAUCCUGGACCGGCGGGGCACCCUGGAGAACAGGGGCAGCCAGGACCUGAGGGCAGCCCAGGGGCCAAAGGUUACCCUGGCAGGCAGGGGUUACCCGGACCGGUAGGAGACCCUGGCCCCAAAGGCAGCCGGGGCUACAUUGGACUCCCAGGGCUCUUCGGCCUGCCGGGGUCUGAUGGAGAGAGAGGCCUGCCUGGUGUUCCUGGCAAGAGGGGCAAGAUGGGUAGGCCGGGGUUUCCUGGAGACUUUGGGGAAAGAGGCCCUCCUGGACUGGAUGGAAACCCUGGAGAGCUGGGCCUGCCAGGGCCCCAAGGAGUCCCCGGCCUCAUUGGCGACAUGGGAGCACUAGGUCCAACUGGCUAUCCAGGACCCAAGGGCCUGAAGGGACUGAUGGGGAACAUGGGGGAGCCUGGACUGAAAGGUGAUAAGGGUGAACAAGGGGUUCCCGGUGUGUCAGGAGAUACCGGAUUCCAAGGAGACAAGGGGAGCCAGGGGUUGCCAGGGUUCCCAGGCGCACGGGGGAAGCCAGGGCCUCUGGGCAAAGUUGGAGACAAGGGAUCCCUUGGGUUUCCUGGGCCUCCUGGCCCCGAGGGGUUCCCCGGAGACAUCGGCCCCCCUGGGGACAACGGCCCAGAAGGCAUGAAGGGUAAGCCUGGAGCUCGAGGCCUGCCGGGACCCCGUGGGCAGCUGGGGCCCGAGGGAGAUGAGGGACCUAUGGGGCCACCCGGGGCCCCUGGCUUAGAGGGCCAGCCUGGCAGGAAGGGGUUUCCUGGUAGGCCCGGCCCGGAUGGCAUGAAGGGAGAGCCAGGUGACCCUGGACGGCCAGGGCCAGUGGGUGAGCAGGGACUGCUGGGAUUCAUUGGUCUGGUCGGGGAGCCGGGGAUCAUGGGAGAAAAGGGUGACCGGGGCAUGAUGGGACCCCCAGGCGCACCUGGCCCCAAGGGAUCGAUGGGUCAUCCUGGAACUCCCGGUGCAGUUGGGACCCCUGGAGAGCCCGGACCCCGGGGUCCUCCAGGAUCUCGAGGUCCACCAGGCAUGAGGGGAGCAAAGGGACGCCGGGGCCCCCGAGGACCAGAUGGACCAGCCGGGGAGCAGGGGUCCAGGGGCCUCAAGGGCCCUUCAGGACCUCAGGGCAGACCGGGCCAGCCCGGACAACAGGGUGCGGCCGGUGAGCGAGGGCACUUGGGAGUGCGAGGCUUCCCGGGCAUCCCGGGUCCCUCAGGCCCUCCGGGCACCAAGGGCCUCCCAGGAGAACCGGGCCCUCAGGGACCCCAGGGACCACUUGGCCCUCCUGGAGAGAUGGGACCUCAGGGGCCUCCCGGUGCAGUAGGAGAGCCGGGCCUUCCUGGGGAAGCCGGGAUGAAGGCUCUCAGGGGAGCAAAGAAGGUGGGCAGCCACAGAGUUACCGUCCCUGCAUCCGAUCCUCCCUGGAGCCUAACUACCCAGGGUGACCUUGGGCCUCUGGGCACCCCUGGGGAGCAGGGCCUCAUUGGGCAGCGGGGAGAGCCGGGCCUUGAGGGUGACGGUGGCCCUGCAGGGCCCGAUGGGCUGAAGGGGGACAGGGGUGACCCCGGGCCUGAUGGUGAACGUGGUGACAAGGGUCAGGAGGGACUGAAGGGCGAGGAUGGGCCCCCCGGGCCCCCUGGCAUCACUGGCGUCCGGGGUCCUGAAGGAAAACCAGGGAGGCAAGGCGAGAAGGGCCGGACAGGAGCCAAGGGUGCCAAGGGCUACCAAGGACAGCUGGGUGAGAUGGGUGUCCCUGGAGACCCCGGACCCCCUGGCACCCCAGGCCCUAAAGGGUCCCGGGGCAGCCUGGGACCAACGGGUGCUCCGGGACGGAUGGGGGCCCAAGGAGAACCAGGACUGGCUGGUUAUGAUGGACACAAAGGCGUCAUGGGUCCCCUCGGACCUCCUGGACCAAAGGGCGAAAAGGGGGAGCAGGGCGAGGAUGGCAAGGCCGAGGGGCCCCCUGGGCCACCUGGAGAUCGGGGCCCCGUCGGCGAUCGAGGAGACCGCGGGGAGCCAGGGGACCCUGGAUACCCCGGGCAGGAGGGUGUGCAAGGCCUCCGUGGAGACCCAGGCCAGCAGGGCCUACCAGGGCAUCCGGGACCCCGGGGACGUCCAGGACCCAAAGGAUCGAAAGGGGAAGAGGGACCAAAGGGAAAGCAAGGCAAGGCAGGGGCACCUGGACGAAGGGGGAUUCAGGGCCUGCAGGGGCUGCCAGGGCCUCGGGGCGUGGUGGGGAGACAGGGCCCCGAGGGUAUGGCUGGACCAGAUGGGUUUCCUGGCCGGGAUGGUCAAGCAGGACAGCAGGGGGAGCAGGGAGAUGAUGGGGACCCUGGCCCCAUGGGCCCUGCGGGGAAGAGAGGAAACCCAGGUGUGGCCGGCUUGCCUGGAGCACAGGGGCCCCCAGGAUUCAAGGGUGAAAGUGGAUUGCCUGGGCAGCUGGGCCCGUCUGGCAAACGAGGGACAGCAGGUGGAACCGGGCUUCCUGGGAACCAGGGGGAGCCUGGAUCCAAAGGCCAGCCGGGCGACUCUGGCGAGAUGGGCUUCCCGGGAAUGGCCGGCCUCUUUGGACCCAAGGGCCCUCCUGGAGACAUCGGCUUGAAAGGCAUCCAGGGCCCUCGGGGGUCCCCCGGCUUGAUGGGAAAGGAAGGCAUCAUUGGCCCCCUCGGAAUCCUGGGACCUUCAGGACGCCCGGGUCCAAAAGGCGACAAAGGCAGCCGAGGGGACUUGGGACUGCAAGGUCCGAGGGGUCCUCCUGGUCCCAGAGGCCGGCCUGGCCCACCGGGUCCUCCAGGGAGCCCUAUCCACUUUCAGCAAGAUGACCUUGGAGCAGCUUUCCAGACGUGGAUGGACACAAAUGGCGCACUGAAAGCAGAGGGUUACAGCCAUCCAGACCGGCUGGUGCUGGACCAGGGAGGGGAGAUCUUUAAAACCUUACACUACCUCAGCAACCUCAUCCAGAGCAUUAAGACGCCCCUGGGCACCAAAGAGAACCCUGCCCGGGUCUGCCGAGACCUCAUGGACUGUGAGCAGAAGAUGGUGGACGGUACCUACUGGGUGGAUCCAAACCUUGGCUGCUCGUCCGACACCAUCGAAGUUUCCUGCAACUUCACACAUGGUGGACAAACGUGUCUCAAGCCCAUCACGGCCUCCAAGGUCGAGUUUGCUGUCAGCCGGGUCCAGAUGAAUUUUCUGCACCUGCUAAGCUCUGAAGUGACACAGCACAUCACCAUCCACUGCCUUAACAUGACCGUGUGGCAGGAGGGCACGGGGCAGACCCCAGCCAAGCGGGCUGUGCGCUUCCGGGCGUGGAACGGGCAGAUCUUUGAAGCAGGUGGUCAGUUCAGGCCAGAAGUGUCCAUGGAUGGCUGCAAGGUCCAGGAUGGCCGCUGGCAUCAGACGCUUUUCACCUUCCGGACCCAGGACCCACAGCAGCUGCCCAUCGUCAGCGUGGACAACCUCCCUCCUGCCUCAUCAGGGAAGCAGUACCGCCUCGAAGUUGGACCUGCGUGCUUCCUCUGACCUCUGACCUCCUGGCUCCUCUAGGCCUUGAGGGGGAGGGAGGAGGAGGAGGCAAAGGGAGGGUCCUUAGGGGCAGGUGGGCCCAGGAGAGACAGCUCACCUGCCCAAGGAUUCCUGGGUAGGGCCCCAGCUGUCGUCUGCCCAGUAAAAGUGGCUGGGGGGUAGCAGGGAACAGUGUAUCCUUGGGACCACCUGAUCCCAGCUCAGCCCCAAAGACCGACCAAAGAGCCAGCCAGAGCAAGCUGGGCCUGCAACCCGCCUGAGCCCUGCGGCCUGUCUCCCAGCUCUGCCCUCCCCAGCUUCCUGCCCAAAGAGCCCCACGUUCUAGCCAGCUUGAGGGGAGGGGGCAUCUCGCCAGCUGGUCCCUGCCAGGGAGCUUUGAUGUGCAAUAUUAGAGAGGAGACAUGAAAAAAGGAGAAAAGGAAAGGAAGAAGUAUAUAUAUUUUAUUUAAACAAACACAGAGAAGGUGCAUUACUAUUUUUUCACCUGGGAAAGAGGUGAGGGAAGAAGCAGCCAGAGGGUGGGAAGCAGUGGAGGCCGAGAGGGGGCAGCGCGACCCUCAGGGCCGGAGGUGCCCACGCUAGCUACCUCCCACUGUGAAAUCGCUGGUGCUCGCUGUCUCAUAGUGUAUGUGAUUUUUUUUUUAAGGAAAAAAAAAAGCCUAUUUAAGAUUCUGAAGGUGCUACCAUUUUUGCCACAGACUCUGAAGAACCGUUUUGAUGUGGGGUAUCAUGCACAUGUGGUGCUCUCCUCCAAAUGACAAAGUUUGGGGAAUUUGAACAUGUUCCGAGUAUCACCCUUGUGCUCAUCAGGUAAUCGACUAAGCAGGGGGAAGGAAAAAGGAAAAAAAAAAAAAAAAAAAAAAAAAAAAAGCAAAGCCGAAGAAAGAAAAAGAAAAAAAAAUAAAAAAAUAAAAAAAUAAAAAAACCCUACCAGAAACAGAAGCAGAAAGAUUCACCUUUUUAAUUUAUGGAUUUCGAAAUGUUUGUCCUUCUAAGGCAGGGGGAGGCCUGAGCAUGAAGGAAUUUGGGCUCGGCCUGGUCACGGUCCUGGAGGGAAGAUAGGCUUAUCUUGGAAGGUGUGAUCUAAGCUGGAGAUUCAGGGGUUGAAGCCUUGACUUUGAAGAAACCAGUUUUAAGAGCGGUGUUGGGUCAGCGCCGGCCUGGAGGGGACAUAUCAACAUGGAACCAUCUCACCACACCACAUCCUCCCUCCCAGAGCUUGUCCCUGCCAAGAUGAGGCCAUCACUCUUGCUUUUCCAUUGUCAUUAAGUCCUCUAGAAACCCCACGUCAUUAGCUCCAAGGGUAAAUGUGGGCUGAGGAGAAAGACUGAUGGCAGGAAUCUCGGGGUUCCGCGUGACUGGGGGAUAGCCAGUGUAAUCUGGGCUGUCCUUUAUCAGACAACCAGUCAGCCCAGGUUGGAUUUUGAGGUUAUUUUAAGUAUGGAAUUAUUUUUAUAGAAGGGGAAGUUUUAUGUGAACGUCUGUUUGUGUCUUCUUUUUUAUUUUCUCUAAAAGUCGUGUCUCUUUGGGAAUUGGAUUUGAUUUUCAUUAUUUAAUACCUCACUCUGGCCCACCUUCCCCACCAGACACUUCCUGUAUAUGCCUCGCCCUCCCGCCCCAACCCAGACGCUCCCCACGGAAGUGCGUUCUUGUAGCAGCUUGGGCCUCAUCUCAGCCCUCGGUUUCCCCACACCGCCAGUCUCCACCUGGCCUCUGUCUCGUUCUUGGGAUUUUCUGCUGUCCUUGUUUGUGUCUGUCCACAUGUCAGUGUGUUAAAACCCCAGUGGGUUCCGUUUCUCCUUUUUCCCUUCUGGAUUUUAAAUAAAUAUUUAAAACUGAGGCAAUGGAA